Messenger RNA from Paecilomyces variotii, 1600 nucleotides. RefSeq names its product methyltransferase. The record is from RefSeq and is a predicted model, not a curated record. Bases 224 to 1165 code for a protein of 313 amino acids. NCBI's taxonomy places the organism in Eukaryota, Fungi, Ascomycota, Eurotiomycetes, Eurotiales, Thermoascaceae. Gene Ontology annotation, molecular function: methyltransferase activity. The transcript is spliced from 2 exons.
CUGAAAAUAGCGGACUACUCAUUAAUACCUGUACGUGUGGUUCGCGUGCUCAUAUAGCCUUGCGAAGGACGUGGCAAGCUGUAUCUUUGUUGCACUGUAGAGAGCAUGGCACACCGGAGACAGCCUGAUGUCGAUAUUCCUCUGCAGGCUGACGAAGUAAGCGAAAUAUUUGCCCUUGCGCCUUUUCCGCACUACUUAGAGUCGUUGAUUCGAAAUUCAGGGUAUGUCAGAUGCAGACUCUGCGUUCGCAUCGAUAGAUGGUGCUAAUAGCACUUCGAUCUCCUCAUCGGUUCUCAACUACAAAUACGAGAAUGGCCGUCGAUACCAUGCCUAUCGAGAAGGCGCAUAUCUCUUACCGAACGACGAUACGGAACAGAACCGACUUGAUCUCGGUCACCAUAUUUGUCGCCUAGUGCUUGGUGGAUAUCUAUAUCGUGCGCCGAUUACACAAACCCCACGGCGCGUCCUUGAUAUUGGUACGGGAACAGGUAUCUGGGCCAUCGACAUGGCCGAUGAAUUUCCCAACGCGUUGAUCAUUGGAACCGAUCUCAGUCCCAUACAGCCAACUUGGGUACCUCCAAACUGCAGAUUUUACGUUGAUGAUGUGGAGAGUGACUGGACCUUUCCCCCCGAUGAGAAAUUCGACUUCAUCCAUGGCCGCGGAAUGGCAGGAGGCAUUGGAGAUUGGUCGCGUCUUUAUCGACAGGCAUACGAGCAUCUCGUCCCCGGGGGAUGGAUAGAGAUGCAAGAAUACGAAUCGGAAGCUCACUCAGAUGAUGGGACGUUGGAGACAACUCAAUUCAUUCGGAACUGGCAAAAUAUGAUCAAUGAUGCUAGCGAACGAGUUGGGAAGAAUUUCAAUGAGGCGCCGUCCCAGAGGCAAAGGUUGAUCGAUGCGGGUUUUGUUGAUGUAAGGGAUGACAUUUACAAGGUGCCACUUGGCCUCUGGCCCAAAGACAUCAAACUGAAAGAGAUCGGCCAAUACAACCUCCUAUGUAUGCUGGAAGCUGUCGAACCUUAUACUCUCGCGGUAGCUACGCGAGUGAUGAAAAUGCCUGCUGAAGAGGUGCAACACUUGAUCGCAGGAGUCAAAGCCGAAUUCCAGAGCAGGAAGCAUCACCUGUACUCCAAAUUUCACUUUGUCUAUGGAAGGAAGCCGCUAUGACGAGAUAUAUCUCAACUUGCAUGGGAAAUGGUUACGGAGUUCGAGCGAACAUAGACAUGCCUUCUAAUGUUAAUUUACGAUACGAUUAACGAUUCUUUUCUACAAUUUGUGGUUUUAAGUUCGACAAAAUCUCGGAUUUCUUUCGUCACACAACAUGCAAAAAUAGAAUAUUCGAUCGAUCAUCUGGUAUUUGCGAAUCAAGAAAGGAUAUAAAUGGCCACAUGGAGAGCACAGUACUAUUUUUUUAAUGUAUUAAUUUCUUCUUUUCCGUAAGACUCCUGAAAUUGGCCAAAGCUAGGACAUAUCCAGUCCUGAGAUUACUGUCUGCAACGAGCACGUACAAUAAACUGCAGAAAGAUCAUACAUAGUAAUAGAGCACUUUGAUCAUAUUGCGAUGCACAAGGGUAAAAAACAGAAACAAGCUAGGCACCAGAC